Molecule: messenger RNA, 1291 nt
Organism: Notolabrus celidotus (New Zealand spotty)
Lineage: Eukaryota; Metazoa; Chordata; Actinopteri; Labriformes; Labridae
Gene: xrcc4
Product: X-ray repair complementing defective repair in Chinese hamster cells 4
Exons: 7
Coding region: 139-948 (269 amino acids)
Biological process (GO): immunoglobulin V(D)J recombination; response to X-ray; positive regulation of ligase activity
Cellular component (GO): DNA ligase IV complex; nucleus; DNA-dependent protein kinase-DNA ligase 4 complex
Molecular function (GO): DNA binding
Source: RefSeq, a predicted model, not a curated record
CGCCUCCUCAUUGGAUCAGCUGUGUCGCAUGUUGAUGACGUAGCAGCUAACUUCACCGGCUCAGCUCAGAGUUGUUGACUCUAAUAUCCGUUUAAACUCUCUGAAAGGCUCCAGGAGGAUCAGCCUGAAGCUCCAGGGAUGCCCGUGUCAGUGCGUGAAGUCUCCAUCUCCUCAGAGCCUGACUCCGCCUACUUCCUGCGGGUGCACUGGAAGGGGCGGGGCUUAGGAUCGGGCUUCAUGAUGCUGCUGACUGACGGACAGGACGCCUGGAGAGGAGAAGUGAGCGAGGCGGCGGUGUGCGAGGAAGCCGAGGAGCUGGAGAUGCCGGCGGAGCGCUACAUCCAAGACCUUCAGCAGGCUCUGACGGAGACAGAAUCCUCCUCCUCCUCGUACAGCUUCAGCCUGACGCCGUCUCCACCCGCCCGCAGCUCCUCCUCCUCCGUCACUCUGGCGUACGAGAAGGUUCAGAAGGACAUAUCAUUCCAGUUGGGUUCUGUUGUCCUGAUGGCCUUGUCGGAGCCGGCCGAGGCGGUUCGAGAGAUCCUGGUCCACAGUCUGCAGAGGGGAACCUCUCUGCAGCAGCACAACCACAAACUGGAGGAGGAGAACCAGAGACUGAGACGGGAGCAGCAGCGCAUCAGUGCAGAGAUGAAGCGGUACGCCGGUGGUAAAGAAGCCCUGGAGGCGGAGCUGUACUCGCGCUUCGUUCUGGUCCUGAAUGAGAAGAAAGCAAAGAUCCGCAGUCUGCAGGAAACCGUCACACACCUGCAGGGCAGCAGCUCAGAAGGAAAGAAAAAGGAGGAUUCAGUGAAAUCAAAACGAACAGCGGCUCAGGAGGAGGAGGACGAGUACGGAGGCAGCACUGAUGAAGAGCAGGAGGAAGAGCAGCCGGCUUCAGCUUCAGCUUCAGCUUCAUCCACUCGGGCGGUCCAGAGGCAGCUCGUUUGAUACGUCGUCAAGGUGUCAUGUGUUUCCCGUCGUCUUGAGGAGGAAAAGCUCGCAGGAAUCUUUUGUGUUGUGUUUGUUGCUACGGCGGUGACUCAGACUCAGCCGUGUGCUGCCAGUUUGUGCCAGCGGGUAUAAAAGGAGAACAGAGGGAAGUUUCAGGAAAUUAGUGGUUUCAGUUUGUGUGUGUUUACAGAGAAGUGAGAGUUAAGAUUCACACAACUAAGCAUCUGAUGAGGAAGUUUUAACUGACCUUAAGAAGUCUCUCGUGAAGUGAGUGUGUGUUUGAAACCAUUCAGCUGCUGCCUGGAUGUAAAAUCACUGAAAAUUAAAGUGUGUGCACAAG